GGAGAUAGUAUGUCUUAAGCCUAAUCCCAUCUCCGACCUAGAAUUUGUUUCGUUUCUGGACUCCCUCUUCUUACCAUCUCUAUUAGUGGAUGUAGCCAUGUGGGCAUCAUCCUUUUCUCUUCCUCCGCCGAUUCUUUCAACGUCUGUCACAACUCAGACAAACCGUAAAAGACUGACCUUGAAAGCAUCACUCUUCACGUAUCCUCUUGCAAGCAGAAUCAUGGUUAGAAAUCUACCAUAUUUGACGGAUGAAAGUAGCCUGCAAAAGGAAUUCUCAAAUUUUGGUGAGAUAGCUGAAGUUAAGCUUGUUAAGGACCAAUCCCCCACUAGAAAGUCCAAAGGAUAUGCAUUCAUCCAAUACACUUCUCAAGAUGAUGCCAUUUUUGCCUUAGAGAGCAUGGAUCAAAAGAUUUAUGACGGCAGAUUGAUUUAUGUGGAGAUUGCAAGACCUGGAAAAAAUGAUUUUGGAGAUUAUCCAAGAACCUGUGGACCACCAGAGAAGACGCAGCACUCUCAAGAUUUAGAGGAGGUGGCUGAAUGCUGGUACUGAUUGCAAAUCUAAUCGUUUAAUGCCAAGAGAAAAAUGGUAGCUCUAUGGUUCAUGUCAUUGAACUAUGAUCGAUCAGCUUGAUCAUCGAGCAUAUUUUCUUAUACUGUAACUGGGUAGAUCAUCUUGAAGCUUAUGUUGGUCACUUUGUCUCCGCAGAGAUAUAUUGAGAAAAACUGUGGUCUCCCUCUGGAGAUACAAAAUGGCCAAGUAUGAAACUAUCAAGAAACAUUUGCAGACUUUGUUGCUGUAUAAAACUCAAAAGGGAAAA
This is a messenger RNA of Carica papaya (papaya), 818 nucleotides long. RefSeq names its product RNA-binding (RRM/RBD/RNP motifs) family protein. Gene Ontology annotation, cellular component: precatalytic spliceosome; U1 snRNP; U2-type prespliceosome. The record is from RefSeq and is a predicted model, not a curated record. Gene Ontology annotation, biological process: mRNA splicing, via spliceosome. Gene Ontology annotation, molecular function: mRNA binding; U1 snRNA binding. NCBI's taxonomy places the organism in Eukaryota, Viridiplantae, Streptophyta, Magnoliopsida, Brassicales, Caricaceae.